Lepus europaeus (European hare) is the source of this 1223-nucleotide messenger RNA. RefSeq names its product guanine nucleotide-binding protein G(I)/G(S)/G(O) subunit gamma-10-like. The record is from RefSeq and is a predicted model, not a curated record. Gene Ontology annotation, biological process: G protein-coupled receptor signaling pathway. The coding region runs from base 18 to 323 and encodes 101 amino acids. Gene Ontology annotation, cellular component: heterotrimeric G-protein complex. The transcript has a single exon. Lineage: Eukaryota; Metazoa; Chordata; Mammalia; Lagomorpha; Leporidae. Gene Ontology annotation, molecular function: G-protein beta-subunit binding.
GCUAUCUGGAUACAGACAUGGAUAAGACAAGCUCCUUAGACAAACUGACAAGCUUACUAUCUUGCAUUAAAACUGUUUUGCUGGCUCUGCCGCCGCUGGAGCCCAGCGCCGCCGCCAUGUCUUCCGGGGCCAGCGUGAGCGCCCUGCAGCGCGUGGUGGAGCAGCUCAAGCUCGAGGCCGGCGUGGAGAGGAUCAAGGUCUCCCAGGCGGCCGCCGAACUCCAGCAGUACUGCAUGCAGAACGCGUGCAAGGACGCGCUGCUGGUGGGCGUGCCAGCCGGAAGCAACCCCUUCCGGGAGCCCCGCUCCUGCGCUUUGCUCUGAGCACCGGGAAGAAGUUCACCGAGCAAUACCUUCGAGCACAAAGUGAAGAAUGACUGCCUCCAAGUCUCUAGAAGACAUUUCCUGCAGCCAAACAACUUGUUAGACAUUUCAGACCUUCCCUGUGGCCUGGGCCCAUCACCAAAGUCCCACAGAAAGGAAUGCGUUUCUGCUCAAAUAAGGGAGCUCAGUGAUAAUGCCUUAUUGGUAUGGUGAAGUUCUUUAUAGUACGACAAACAAAACCCUUACCACCAAAUACACCAAGUCACACACCUUCCGUGAGUGAAUGAGUGGUGUUUCUAAACCUGGAAAGUGUUGUAUGUACUGGAUAUUUACAUUUUAGGGAGAAAAACAUUUUUGUUUAUUAAAAAAAAUGAGUAUUUGUAAGAUUUUUAUACCAUAAUAAAAUUCUUUUCUCAUGAAUUUACAGCCACUAAGUAAAGAUAAGAAAGGAUAAAAUUCGGGGGCAGAGUAGGUUUCACUAAUCAAAUGAUGUCUUGAUUUUUCUAAUGGAGAAAAUUGUUUCACUUAUAACACUAAACGUGGGAGAUGUUUCAUAGCAAACUUGUUUGGCAAGGUUAACGUUAUCUUGGGUAUUAGGUUGCCCUUUUCUGUGUAUGAAGAAGAUUUGAUCUUUGUCUUGUUAAGUUCACUUACUUUGUAGUUGUAGCUGUACUUUUAAAGAAUGCCUUUAAAAAAUGUUUAAAAUGUGACCUAAACACAGAGCGUUGCACAUGAUUAAAAACAAAGUAAUGUAAAAAUAUUAUAACCUAAAAUAAUUCUUCACAUCACACAUGUUCUACUCUGAUGAUGUGCCUUUGAGUUAACACGGGACACUUUUAGGAUGCUUUGUGCUUUAAUGUUUGAAGAGCUUGGAAAUAAAAAUUUCUGCUUAAUUAGUCA